UGAGAAAAUCUCGUUGACUGCAUCCCAUAAAAUAAAAAUAAAAUUGAAAACCAAACAACAAACGAAGGUCGCAAGAAUAAGAACAAGAACAAGACCAACAUUUUGGAGCCGCUUCAUUCUCCUCCAACUAACUACUAAUCAGAACUGUUCUCACAGAUCCUCCUUUUUUCCCUUUCUUUUCUGCGUUUAAUUCGCCACCCACCCGCAAAGCGUUAACCAUUUUUGUUCAUUGCAACUGAGAUUUCCUCAGUUAGGGUUUUAUUCAUCGGCUUCAUUCAUUUUAUCAAUUUUUUUUAAAAAUAAUUAUUGUCAUUAUUAUUCCAAAUUCGAAGCGAACCAUAGUUAUUCAUGGCGUCGAGUUUUGACCGGUGGGAAAAAGAUCCUUUCUUUAACGCUGCCGAAGAAGUUCAGGAAUCUGCGGAUAGGAUGGAAUCUACGUAUAGGACAUGGAUACACGCAACAAAAGAUGCAUCUAGCAUGUGGAACUCUGAUGAAUUGUGCAGAGAUCUACGUACUGCACUUGGCACUGCCAAAUGGCAGUUAGAGGAAUUUGAACGGGCGGUGAAGUCAAGUUAUAGCAAAAGCUCAAGCGAGGAAGCGAGAAAUAGGCACCGAGAUUUUAUCACUGCCAUUGAGGAUAAGAUAAUGAAAGUUGAGCAUUUGUUGAAUGGAUCAGUUGUUCCAGGAGACAAGGCAUCUCUGCCUUGGUUGCGUUUAGAUGAAGGAGAACAGAAUGAGCUUGCUUUGUUUCUUUCAGGAACGCCAGCAUCUGGAAGUAAUGAUCCCACUUGGUCUAACUUAAGGGACAUUGAAGAUCCACUAUUAAGUGAUGUAGCUUUGGCCAGUAAUUGUUCAAAGGAUUUUCAUGUUUCAUCUGGAUGGGGUGAACCAAAGGAGGAGAUGUCAAAUGGGCAUCGCCGGACAGCCAGUGCUAGCGCUGGUAUUGGUUUUUGGAAAAUUUCGGUUCAUGAUGAUGCACAGCAGUGGAGUUCCUCCAGCGGUUCUUCUGGUCCAAUGCAUAAGAUACCCAGUUUAUCAGGUUUUCUCAGUUCUGUGGAAUCUGUCCCCAAGUUGAAGUGGCCUAGGAAUGGUUAUAGAAAGCUCAAAGCAGCAGAUCAUCGUGAAGAAGCUGACACUGCACUACUUCCAACAGCUGAACUGAAUAGGGGAAACAAUGCACGCUGUGAAAGAAGUAAAAGUGGCCUUGAUAGUUCUGAUGAAUGCUAUGACAAGCAACUCUAUGGAUGGUAUGGUGCUAUCCGGAGACAGCUUCAAAGAUCUCAAUACCAAAUGCAAUACAGGCAGCCUGUUCGAAUAGCUGUUUCGAUUGUUGUUCUCCUUUCUUUUAUUGGUAAGCUGAUAGCUGUUUCGAUUGUUGUUCUCCUUUCUUUUAUUGCAUUAAUCGCAUUUCACGCAAUGUAGAAGGAAGAUAUAGAUACACGAUCUAUCAAUUUGUAGCUAGAGACAUGACGAGGUGCAGACAAGCUUUUGAUGCAAGUUCAUAUAGUCCCACAUUGUCGCUUGAGCAGCAGAGAUAGGUUAGAUUUUCUAGAGGUACACCCUUAAGUUUUGGGAUUUUUAUUAGUCAAUUAGAGUCUACUAUAGGCACUUCCUCAACUUUUCGUUUUUUUCUUUUGGCUAUUCAAUCUGAUUUUCCCCUCCCACUUCAAAAUUGUCCAUGAAAAGCUCUGUUUACUAUAAAAUAGUAAGAUGGAUAUGGUAAAGGGGAUUGGCCUAUUUGAUAUUCUAAUGUGUAUCAUACAUGUCUGCUGGAUGCUAGAGCUGUUUUUUUAUUUUUAUUAAAGCUAAUAAUGGUCUAGCGUGGGCAUUUUCAAGAUGAUACCUUCAUUAUUCUUUUUAUUUUUUUGUUUUCAUUUGAUAUGGACCAAUACUUGGCAGUUAUGGGCCUGCUGGCCCAGCAAAGAUGUGAGUGAUGUCGGUUAAACAUGAGAGCUUCGCUUCGACGUUGUCUUGCUGAACUUGCUCUGAGAAUCUGAGAUAUCGCACUGAAUGUAGUGCACGUUGCAUAACAUUUUAUUUCAAUAAAUUAAACUUAGACUAUGCAUGGA
This is a messenger RNA of Cajanus cajan (pigeon pea), 2069 nucleotides long. RefSeq lists its product as uncharacterized. Lineage: Eukaryota; Viridiplantae; Streptophyta; Magnoliopsida; Fabales; Fabaceae. Gene Ontology annotation, cellular component: membrane. The record is from RefSeq and is a predicted model, not a curated record. Gene Ontology annotation, biological process: Golgi vesicle transport.